Molecule: messenger RNA, 312 nt
Organism: Mucor velutinosus
Lineage: Eukaryota; Fungi; Mucoromycota; Mucoromycetes; Mucorales; Mucoraceae
Exons: 1
Coding region: 1-312 (103 amino acids)
Source: RefSeq, a predicted model, not a curated record
AUGGGAUUUAUCGACAAAUUAAAGACGCAAUAUGAUUUACAUCAAGUUAAUCGAUACACCAAAAGAAGAGAGGCACAAUCUGAUUUUGAAUUCAAGGACAAGGAUUACUAUCGAGCUACAUACAAAGAUGGUGUUUAUUCAACCAGGGACAAUUCACCAUCCUUCUCUCGUAGAUCCUCUUCCUCCUCACGUAGAUCUGUUGCAUCUUGGUUUGCAGUGCCUGAAUUAAUCAAAAAGACGACACAAAAGAAGAGAAGAUCGCUGGCUACUGAACAAAACAAGACAUCCGAGUCAUAUACAUUGGGUGUAUGA